AUGAGCUAUGCUCCUUUACGGCAAUCAAUCGAUGAGCCUGGAUCGUCAACGAGGCCACAGCGAUCGACCAAGAACUUCAAUAUAGAUCUCAAUGGCUUGGACACUGCACUCAAAUCGUGGUCUUCUUCUAUUUCCGACAAGGUCAAUCUCAGAAGCCGGCCAAGGAAGUCGAGGAGACAGCACAGUCCUCCAAUCCCAAUCUUAUCCAGCGUAUUCACCCCAAUCCCCUCCGAUAGCAGCUACGUUCCUCCUACUCUCCCUCCGCGCUCUGAAUACGACAAGCUCGUCAAGCGCGUCAGAAACGCCAUUGACGAUGGGCUACACCCAAAAAUGAUCGUCAAAGGCUCUAGUGGAAGUUAUUUCGUUAGAGGCAAGCUUAAUAGCAAUGACGUCGAAGUUAUAGGCGUAUUUAAACCAAAAGACGAAGAGCCAUACGGUCAACUAAACCCAAAAUGGACGAAAUGGGCUCAUAGGAAUUUCUUCUGGUGGAUCGGUUUUGGUAGAAGUUGCUUGAUUCCCAAUUUAUCUUAUAUAUCCGAAGCUGCUGCUUCCGUACUGGACGAUAGACUUGAACUGGGCAUCGUACCACGCACUGGAUUAGUCGACCUUGCCUCCCCUUCCUUCUUCUACGAGUGGGCUGACAGACGUGCUUGGCAUAAGAAAGGCAGACAUCUACCCGACAAGAUCGGUAGUCUACAAACUUUCAUGCAUGGAUUUAGAGACGCGUCCAACUUCCUCGCCGAACAUCCAUUUCCCGGUCGAUCUUCCGCAGACGCAUUCGCAGCUAAUAGGAAGAAGCGUUCACACAAUUUUUGGAGAUGCCAGCCACUACAAGUCAUGUGUGGUAGGAGAGAAGGCGAUAACGAUGAUCUUUUCGACUACGACGUAGACGCUGAUGCUGAAUGGCAGGUUCAUGCUCAGUUGGACGAUGAUGACGAUGAUUACUUCUCAACGAGACAGCCACGUGCUAGCUACACUGACAGACCAUUUAGCUGGACGCCUGAACUCCAACAGAGCUUUAGAGAAGAAUUAGAGAAACUCGUCAUUUUAGACUACCUCAUGCGCAACACUGACAGAGGACUUGACAAUUUUAUGAUACAGUUUGAUCCAGGACAAACCCUCAACCGCAAUUCAAAUAUAAAUGGAAUUAUUAAUAGACCACCAACACGCAACGCCGAACCAUUCGUACCCGACGUGUCUUCGAUGUCAGGACCAUCAACGCCUCUCACAAGCAAUCAACAAAGUACUUCAUACGUGCCGGAUCAGCAGAGCAAUCCUCAAGAAUCAUUAUUUUACGACGAUAAUCAGUUCGAUGCCAAGCAAUCGAUAUUAAACAUACCAAGAGCACCAACACCAUCGUUUUCACAGUCAAAGCAAUCAAUACCGGAGAACAGACCACGUAUUCGUAUAGCAGCUAUCGACAAUUCGUUGAGUUUUCCACAUCAGCAUCCGAAAGGAUGGAGAUCCUAUACCUAUGGAUGGUUAUUCCUUCCAGUAUCAUUAAUUGGACAGCCAUUCUCAGCAUCAACAAGGCGACACUUUUUACCGCUGUUGAGUGAUCCAAAGUGGUGGGCAGAGACGACGCAAGCUUUGAGGGAAGUAUUUGAAGUGGAUCCUGAUUUCAACGAAGGAAUGUUCGCCCGACAGAUGGCCAUAGUGAAAGGACAAGGGUGGAACAUUGUGCAGAGUCUCAGACAUGCCGACGAAGGUCCAUUGGAGUUAUGCAGAAGAGUGAAAGUGCUAGUAUGGGAUGACAUUAUAGACGUCGCAGACAAUCAAGAAGUGGAGGAGCAAGAUAUUACUGAGAGGAGGUACAGCUAUACCGAGGAUGAGCAUGAGGAGGAUGAGGAGGGUGACGAUGAUGAUGAUGAAAUAAAGUCACUGCCUGGACACAAUGAGUACAGCAGCAGAAAAUCCAAGUCAAUGGAUGGUGGAGUGCGGACUAGCUUUGACAAGUCGCAUUCAGCAUCAAUCACACCACCACAUUCACCAGCUCAAUCGAGUGUAAACAGCCGUCCAGUACCAUUUUCGAGACAGAGGUCAGCCAGUAUAUAUGCCAAGAGUCUUGAAGCGGCAUCUGGAGUAGACGUUUUGCAACACAUGGAUCAACUGGAUGCAGUGGAGCACUCAAUGCACCAACUCGCAAACGAGCAGGAUCACACGCAAGUGAAUAAUGUGAAUGUAGAGCGAGAUGAUGCAGAUGUCGGUACUGCACGCAAUGCCGAGGAAUGGCUCAAAACGUACGCAUCUGGUAAUGACAGAUCGGAGCAGCGACCUGGCAGACUUUCGGUAGAUACUGCCGCAUCGUCUCAUUACAACCGCACAAACAGCCAUAGGAUGCCACCAGCACCAUACAAGACUCGCAAGGUAAUUGUCGAGCGUUUGGAGACUGUCAAAGGAGGUAAUCCAUACUUUGAGACGUGGUAG
Messenger RNA from Wallemia ichthyophaga EXF-994, 2427 nucleotides. RefSeq lists its product as uncharacterized. Gene Ontology annotation, molecular function: 1-phosphatidylinositol 4-kinase activity. NCBI's taxonomy places the organism in Eukaryota, Fungi, Basidiomycota, Wallemiomycetes, Wallemiales, Wallemiaceae. Gene Ontology annotation, biological process: phosphatidylinositol phosphate biosynthetic process; endosome organization; Golgi organization. Gene Ontology annotation, cellular component: plasma membrane; trans-Golgi network; lysosomal membrane. The transcript is spliced from 4 exons. The record is from RefSeq and is a predicted model, not a curated record. Bases 1 to 2427 code for a protein of 808 amino acids.